Messenger RNA from Pseudophryne corroboree (corroboree frog), 3001 nucleotides. It is a transcript of the gene IMPACT, whose product is annotated as impact RWD domain protein. Gene Ontology annotation, molecular function: protein binding. Gene Ontology annotation, cellular component: cytoplasm. The transcript is spliced from 11 exons. The coding region runs from base 17 to 994 and encodes 325 amino acids. The record is from RefSeq and is a predicted model, not a curated record. Gene Ontology annotation, biological process: regulation of translational initiation; GCN2-mediated signaling. NCBI's taxonomy places the organism in Eukaryota, Metazoa, Chordata, Amphibia, Anura, Myobatrachidae.
CUGCCCCCUACCGGCGAUGUACAGUAGUAGGCAUGCCACGGUCACAGGAAGCAGCUGCAGCAGCUCCAGCUCCAUGGCUGACACGGAAGAGGAAAACUUGCACAGCCAAAUUGAUGAGAUUGAAGCGUUAUCUUCUAUCUAUGGGGAUGACUGGUGUGUAAUAGAUGAAGCUGCAAGAAUAUUUUGUAUCAAAAUCUCCAACUCGUCCGACCAGCCACAAUGGACACUUUGUUUACAGGUGAUUAUACCUCCAGAAUACCCAGCUGCUGCACCUCCUCUUUAUCAACUUAAUGCUCCAUGGCUCAGGGGCGAAGAUCGUUUGGCAUUAUCAAAUCAUUUGGAAGAAAUUUACUUGCAAAAUCUUGGUGAGAUCAUUCUCUAUCAAUGGGUGGAAAAGGUCAGAGAAUUUCUGGUGGAGAAAUCAAAGACAUCGGUUCCAGGUCCAAGUACAAAACCCACAACAGAAGAAACUGAGGCUGUUGAUGAUGAUAUUGGAUCCAGUUUUGAAUUAUUAAAUGACUUGUUUGCUACCGCAGUUCUUAAUGAGCACUUUGAGAGUUUAGAAGGUGUAGAAGAAGAGGCCCCAACAAUAGCACAUGGGGAGCCAAUCAGUGACAGAAGAAGCACAUUUCAGGCACACUUAGCUCCUGUGCUCACCCCUGGCCAGGUUAAAAAAGUGCUGCAUAAACUAUAUGAGAACAAGAAAAUUGCUAGUGCCACUCACAACAUCUAUGCUUACAGGAUAUACUCCAAAAAGACAAAAUCAUUUAUACAAGACUGUGAAGAUGAUGGAGAAACAGCAGCGGGUAAACGACUACUACAUCUUAUGCAGAUUUUGGAUGCCAAGGAUGUAAUGGUGGUGGUGUCACGGUGGUAUGGAGGUAUCCUUCUUGGACCUGACCGCUUUAAGCAUAUCAACAACUGUGCACGAAACAUCCUGGUGGAGCACCACUACACCAAUUCUGCAGUGAGCUCUCAGCAGUGGCGGAACUAGCGAGCGGUGGGCCCAGGAAGAAUCUGGUAAGAAUCUUGGAAAGAGUAAAAGUCAUGCAAAAGAAAAUCAGAAGAGGACAGAACAUUAAUAAAUAUAUAUACAGGUUGAGUAUCCUAUAUCCAAAUACUCCAAAAUACGGAAUAUUCCGAAAUACGGACUUUUUUGAGUGAGAGUGAGAUAGUGAAAGCUUUGUUUUUUGAUGGCUCAAUGUACACAAACUUUGUUUAAUACACAAAGUUAUUAAAAAUAUUGUAUUAAAUGACCUUCAGGCUGUGUGUAUAAGGUGUAUAUGAAACAUAAAUGAAUUGUGUGUAUGUACACACACUUUGUUUAAUGCACAAAGUUAUAAAACAUAUUGGCUAAAAUGACCUUCAGGCUGUGUGUAUAAGGUGUAUAUGAAACAUAAAUGUAUUCUGUGCUUAGACUUAGGUCCCAUCACCAUGAUAUCUCAUUAUGGUAUGCAAUUAUUCCAAAAUACGGAAAAAUCCCAUAUCCAAAAUACCUCUGGUCCCAAGCAUUUUGGAUAAGGGAUACUCAACCUGUGUGUGUGUAUGUAUAUAUAUAUAUAUAUAUAUAUAUAUAUAUAUAUAUAUAUAUAUAGACAGACAUACAUACAUACAUACAUACAUACAUAUUAUAGACAAACUGUUGCCAGUGACUCUUGCAUUAUCAAAUCUUCAGAUAGUGGUCAACAUUUAAUUUUACAUAACUUAGCAAUUAUUUCAUGGGCUUUCCUUUCUGUUAAAAGAACGUGUGAAAUGGGGCUGUAGACCAUCUUGUAGGAUUGGCCGUCCUUCUCUUCUCUCGCCUUAUCUACUGCGACUUCCAGGGCUAUCGUGGAGUGCAUUGCAGUUUUCUACUUCUCAACUUCAGUGCUCAUGACACUCAGAGGACUGCACUCCGCAUCCAGCCACACAGAGGGUCAAUACUAACACCAGAAAUCGAUGGAUCUGAUUCUGGGUAAUCAGUGCACCCCUGGCUGCUGCAUCAUAUCAUUUCUAUAGCACACAUACAUGUCAUAGACCUUUCCCAGUAACGAUUCAGGUGCACAUGUAUCCAGUAACUAUAACGGCUUUAAUACCCUGCAAACAUCUCCUAGCUGUAUGUAGCAUAGCGCACACUGGGCCUAAUUCUGCAUCAGUAGCAGAUUCUGCUAAAUUGCAAAACCUGAUACUGAAAAAAAUCUCAUGCUGGGGGCCACCCAGCGUAGGGUAAGGCUGAGAAGUGCCAACCCAGCUAUGCGAUCACAAUCUAAUUGGAAUCGCAUUGUUUGCAGCAGUUACAGUCAACCCCUGCUUGCGCAGCCUGACUGCGAAUGCAGCCACACCACUGCCAUGUUUUCCCUUGCAACUGCUGCGUGUGAUGUCAAAUGGCCGCCCCUUAACCGGUCUGUACACGUCUGCGUUGUCCGAACCACUCCCCCCUGAUGCCUCAUCAACACCUCCCCCCGCCACUGUCAGUCACAGUGUGAUCGCUACCAUCAGUCCUGUGGUAUGCCAACAGCAAAGCGUCCUGAGACCAUUCAUGUGUGGGGUUGCUUCUCAGACAAAAUUGUGAGUGAGCCCACUCCCUUGGCUAAGAACACAGCCAUGAAUAAAGAAUGGUACCAAAACAUCCUCCAAGAGCAUCUUCUCCCAGCCACCCAAGAACAGUUUGGUCAUGAACAAUGCCUUUUCCAGCAUGAUGGAGCACCUUGCUAUAAGGCAAAAGUGAUAACAUUGAAAUUUUGGGUCCAUGGCCAGGAAACUCCCAAGACUUUAUUCCCAUUGAGAACUUGUGGUUAAUCCUCAACAGGCGGGUGGACAAACAAAAACCCACAAAUUCUGACAAAACACCAAGCAUUGAUUAGGCAAGAAUGGGCGGCCAUCAGUCAGUAUGUGGCUCAGAAGUUGAUUGACAGCAUGCCAGGGUGAACUGCAGAGGUCUUGCAAAAGAAAGGUCAACACUGCAAAUACUGACUCUGCAUAAACGUCAUGUAAUUGUCAAUAAAAGCCUUUGUCACCUACA